AGACUGAUAGAGGGCACAGUUAGUUAUCAUGGCGGGAGAAGUGGUUGUUGAUGCUCUUCCUUAUAUUGAUCAAGGAUAUGAUGAUCCAGGAGUUCGAGAAGCGGUAUUGUCCAUGGUAGAAGAAGAGACGAGACGUUACAGGCCUACUAAAAACUAUCUUGAACACUUACCUGCCUUGAAUCUACAUGGUUUUGAAACAGAUAUAAUGAGAACAGAAUUUGAAAGACUUCAAGCCAGGCAACCUAUGGAAAUGUUGAGUAUGAAAAGGUAAUUAACAUUUC
This is a messenger RNA of Limulus polyphemus (Atlantic horseshoe crab), 281 nucleotides long. Its product is annotated as pre-mRNA-splicing factor SPF27-like. Lineage: Eukaryota; Metazoa; Arthropoda; Merostomata; Xiphosura; Limulidae. The record is from RefSeq and is a predicted model, not a curated record. Gene Ontology annotation, cellular component: Prp19 complex; catalytic step 2 spliceosome; precatalytic spliceosome. Gene Ontology annotation, biological process: mRNA processing. The coding region runs from base 29 to 271 and encodes 80 amino acids. The transcript has 3 exons.